UCUGAAAGGGUGUGGGGGAAUAGUUAUGUAAGAUAGGGACAAACACCACAAACUUUUGAAUUUGGACAACUUUUAAAAAGAAGGCAAGCACUGACCUAAGAGAGUAUGGGUGCAUGACUCUCCUGCUUUCUUUUCUCCUGCAGUAUGUGUAAAUUAUUUUGAGUGACAGGUAAUGUAUUGAUUGAAUGGUUGAAUGGAUUUAACCAUCAGUCUGUCAGUGAGUUAUAUCUAAUGGUUUCAAUCAAACAUUCUUCUGAAUUGCUUCACCUUUCAGAUGAUGGCUGCUAUUUCUGUAAGUGAAUUUUUAAAGACUAUUAUAUCACAUUUCCAUCUCUUUUGCAAGCUUUUUACAAAAAUAAGAGCUAUUUUAUGAUAUUCUGUACUUGGUUAGUCAGAUCAGACUCUAUCCAACAGAUGAUAGCAUAUUUUUGGAAUUUUUUAUUUAACUGUUUUGGUUGUGGGUGGAAUGAGACAUCAAAACUAUGCCUGUAAGCCACAGCUAUGUUCAUUUAUAUUUGGUUAAUGGAACACAUUCCAUCACGUGUUUUGUCUGCUUUUUUAAUUCCAUAUAUGGGCUGCAUGAAUUUAUUUUAUAAUUUGGUGUCAUUUUAUGGCAUUACCUUUAGAUAUUGCAAGAUUUAGAUUUUAGUCUAGUUCUAUUUACAUUUGAUAUUUUAAAGCAAAAAAUUAUUACACUAGGGUAUUUUAGUAGUAUUUAUAGAAAUGCUUGGGAAAACCUACAUGAAAUUAGAUAUUGUCUGGGUCAAAUUUACCGUAGAACACAAAUCUAUUAGAUUUUUUAAACCUUUUAAAAUGGGAUUUCGGGUCACUUCAGUUUAAAAGUUUGCAUUGGCUAACUGGCUUCCAGAUCACUCUGCAUUGAUAAAUUACAUGGUAAUGUAGGUUCCAGUGUCUUUUCCUAAGUUAUCAGGGCUAGGAUUACAUGCUUUACACCUUAAAAGGGGAUUUCAGGUAUCCAGUAUGAGUAAAAGGCUAUUUUGAUUUUAGUGUAACUUUGAAAACUGAACUGAAACUUGUACUUCAGUAUACCACAUGUAUCUGAGGAAGCAAGCUAGGCAUAUGUCACAUAGCAUUCAAAGCUAUGGUGAAAGUCAGGUUACGUGAGGAAAGUUGUCUCUGCCCAUCUUUUUCCCAAAAAUGUAUGACCGUGAACUAUAUCAGUGCAUAUUCUCUCUGAUAUUUACAUAUAUAUUUAUAGUUUUGUAACAAACAUCCUGUGACUUUCAGGAUACAGUUUUUUUCAGAUGCCAGUUUUACUUGUGUGUUGUGGUUAGAUAGGAACAGACCAUGGGGAGUUUUAGUUGGAAAACCACAAUGCCAUGUCAUCGUUCAUCUUCCUGUGUUGAAUACCAUCUGCAUUUUUGUAGGUAUGAAUGCAUGGUUUACCAGUGAUGACCUGGGGAACCUUAUGAAGAUGUCCAUCAGAUACAACUGAAAUGAUUUUAAUGUGCUUGCAUUAUCUUAUUUGAAAUCUUGCCCAUAAAACUGACAAUCUGUUCCUUGAAUAUAUUUUGACUUGUAAUAUUGUCCAAUAAAUUUUAAGCAGAAAAAAUUGAAUCACCUUACAAGUCAGAGUUAUUCCUCUUAUGGGACUUUGACUCAGUUCUUUUAUAUUUUGCUCGUCUUUUUUCGUCACUGAUCAAUCAAAUUGCAAAGAUAGCAUUUUCCAUUCUAAUGCAAUUUUCUUUGGUUCUGUUGCAAGGAAGAUCAAAUAUUACAGUUGUCCAUAUUCAUUGAUGAAAAGUCAACCAAUUUCAGUAGCACAAGUGCUUCAGUUUUUUAAAACAUUGAUUUAAUUUUAACGACUCUUUUAAUGUGGUUGACAUAUCAUGCAUAAGCAGUGGGAUAUCAAUGUUAUUGUAGUCAUAAAAUGUCAAAAUGUACAGUAAGAAAUAUCUCAUACAAACAUAGUAGAAUGUUAUCUAAAAACAAUCUAAAUAACAAGUCAUGAAAAGAAUUUUACCGAAUAAUAAAAGAGCAGGCUUCAACUUGUUUGCCAAUAGAGCUCUGGCUGGGUGCUGUGUAUGUAUAAUAGAGUUUUACAGCCAACACAUGCCUCCAGAUUCUAUAGCUGGUAAAUCAUGACAGUAUGGUAGGAGUAUCAUACAGAUGAGUCAGUGCAACUGUGGCCACAAGUUCUGUAGGGAGUGUAGUUGAUGCUGGCCAUAGUGCAAAACAUAGGAUCCUGGGCUACAUUGGCUGACGGAACAAGGCUUUUUUAUUAUUCAUGCUAGUGACUUUUAAAAACAGUGCUUCAUAAAACAUUUUUGUUGCUGAGAUUUGGUGACAUUUCAUGAUUGAUCAAGAUUUAUUACUGUGUGUACCAUAAAGCCACUCUACGAACCACAAAUGAUUCGGCACCAGACCACAGUGACCCAGACUGGGCAGACAAUGACCUCUGGGGGUCCCCCACCUCCACCCAAGCCACACCCACCACCUCCAGCCCAGGGGGGCAAGUCAAGCCUGAGCAACAACCUGUCAGAGCUGGACUACCUACUCCAGGGCCUGAACUCUGCACAGUUCAUGGCUGAGGUGGACAGGAGGAAUGCAGAAAUGCAGGGUGGUAUGGGAGGGCUGCACCACCCUCCAGCCAUGGGCUCUCCCACCCACCAGCAGCCUCCCAGUGUGGCCUACCAACACCAGCAGCAGCAGCAGGAGGGAUAUGGAGGCAGGAACACAGUGGACAGUCUGCUGGAUGAUCUGCAGAACACAGUGUCCAGGGGACCCCCAGCACCACAGCAAUCCCACCAACAAGCCUACACCCAACAAGGCACGUAUACCACUGUGAACAACCCAGCCAGAUCAAUACCCACUAACAACGGGGAGACUCUGACUGACGGCGGACCAGCAGCUUCUUCAGCAACGCGAGAAUUAGACGAGUUGAUGGAAUCACUGUCCACUUUCAAGAUGAAUACAACACCAAGAGGACCUCCACCUGUACCAACACAGCAAACAAUUCAAGAGCCGCCAUAUGCAAAACCGAACAAACCUUCCAAGCAAUCUGUCUCCGCUGCUCAACCCACCAUAACACAGCAGCUUCCACAGCAGUCCCGCCCAGGGGGUCAGUUAGACGCCAUGUUGGGUAAUCUACAGAGUGAUAUGAAUCGCCAGGGAGUCAGCACUUCCACCAAGGGGUCUUGUGCUGCCUGCAAUAAACCAAUUGUUGGGCAGGUGAUCACAGCUUUGGGUCAGAUCUGGCAUCCAGAACACUUCAUGUGUGCCCACUGCCAUCAGGAGCUGGGAACACAGAACUUCUUUGAGAGAGAUGGACAACCUUUCUGCGAACAAGACUAUCAUCAGUUGUUUUCACCACGUUGUGCAUACUGCAAUGGUCCCAUUCUAGAUAAAUGUGUGACAGCCUUGGAUAGGACAUGGCAUCCCGAACACUUCUUUUGUGCUCAGUGUGGUCGACCAUUUGAUGAAGAUGGCUUCCAUGAAAAAGAUGGAAAAGCUUUCUGCAGAGAAGACUACUUCGAAAUGUUUGCUCCCAAAUGUGGUGGAUGUAACCGUCCCAUCAUGGACAACUACAUCUCAGCACUGAACAGACAGUGGCACCCAGAGUGUUUUGUGUGCAGGGAUUGCCAUGCAUCAUUUGGUGGUGGCAGCUUCUUUGACCAUGAGGGGAUGCCUUACUGCGAGACACAUUACCACGCCAAACGCGGCUCACUCUGUGCUGGCUGCCAGAAACCAAUCACAGGCAGAUGCAUCACUGCCAUGUACAAGAAAUUUCACCCUGAACACUUUGUAUGUGCAUUUUGUCUGAAACAGCUGAACAAAGGGACUUUUAAGGAACAGAAUGAGAAGCCAUAUUGCCAUGCAUGUUUUGUGAAACUGUUUGGUUGAUUUUUGUACUUAGCAAUUUUAAUAUCCUGCACCAGAUAAAUCUGUAACUGUUAUAAUUGUUCAACUCGUAUUUUAUGAUAGUGAUGUGAUGAUCUAGGUGCCAGGCGUCACUUAUUUGACAUUUUCCAGUUGUAGAGAAGUUAAUAACUGAAGAAGAAAAGUCAUAUUAUUUUACCAAAGUUGACAGCCUUUUGUUUUUGUUUUUUUUUUUUUUUUUUUUUUUUUUUGCCUGGAACUCGAAGGUUGGAAUGGUAAACAAUGAAUCUUUCUGAAAGUAAAUAGCAAAAGUAAAAAAUCAUGACAAUUUUACAGGAUUUUUAUUCUGUACUGUACUUGUAUAGAGAUGUAAUUGAAACAUAUGUACAAAUUAUAUUCAAUAUUUAGAGGAAAGAUGAGAUGAUACCAAGAGAAAUGCAUAGUUAAAGAAAUUUAAAUAAAAAAAUGUUAAGAUUGCAUAGCAUAAAAUUAUAACUUAAAAUAUUUGUUUAAAAAUAAAA
This is a messenger RNA of Lingula anatina, 4361 nucleotides long. Its product is annotated as paxillin. The record is from RefSeq and is a predicted model, not a curated record. NCBI's taxonomy places the organism in Eukaryota, Metazoa, Brachiopoda, Lingulata, Lingulida, Lingulidae.